Molecule: messenger RNA, 1218 nt
Organism: Gasterosteus aculeatus aculeatus (three-spined stickleback)
Lineage: Eukaryota; Metazoa; Chordata; Actinopteri; Perciformes; Gasterosteidae
Source: RefSeq, a predicted model, not a curated record
UGGGGGUGUAGCUUCAGCACCGUGUAAACCUUUCUUUCCGUAGGCAUUCGUGCUGUGACACCGAGUAAGUAGAAUUUGAGCAGAGAGGUAUGACAAGUGCUUAUCUUAUUAUGGAUAAUGUUUCUGUGGUAAGAUUCUUCAUUCUAUCAGGGUUAAACGAGACAAAUGAGUACAGAGUAACACUCUUUACAUUCACUUUACUGUAUUACUGUAUGAUUUUUUUUCUCAAUAUUUCUAUCAUCAUGAUUGUUAUCUUGGAUGAAAACUUACAUGAACCCAUGUACAUUUUAUUGUGUAGUUUUUGCAUGAAUGGUCUUUAUGGGACCACAGGUUUCUACCCCAAGUUCCUCUUAGAUCUGUUUUCUUCCUCUCAUCAAACAUCCUAUGAAUGGUGCCUUUUACAGGCUUUUGUCAUGUAUUCAUUUGCUUGUUGUGAAUUAUCCAUCCUAGCAGUUAUGGCCUAUGACAGAUAUCUGGCUAUAUGUCGACCUCUUCACUACCAGUCUGUCAUGACAAAGAGGAAGGUCUCUCUGCUGAUAUGUUUCUCCUGGUUCACACCUUUCGCCCUCUUUUCCAUCAAUAUUCUGCUGACGUCAAGACUGAAGUUAUGUGGUGUAAAGAUUGACAGACUGUUUUGUGUGAACUGGGUAAUUGUUCAACUUGCUUGCUAUAAAUCUGACACAAAAGACAUAACUGCAUAUUUUACAUUGAUAAUUUAUUUUUCUCAUGGACCAUUCAUAAUUUGGUCUUAUAUGCACCUUAUUAGAACAUGUGUGAAGUCCAAAGAUGACAGGGUGAAGUUUAUGCAGACGUGUGUGCCUCAUUUAAUCUCUUUAGUCAUGUUCAUUGUUGUACCUCUUUUUGAUUUUGUUUUUAUGCGAUUUGGCUCCACAGAUUUACCUCAGAGCCUUCAGAACUUCAUCUCUAUAGAAUUUGUCCUCAUUCCCCCUGUGAUGAAUCCUCUAGUUUAUGGAUUUAAAUUGACAAAGAUACAAAACAGAGUUUUAGGUUCAUCUUUCUUCGCCAAAAAAUACGGCCAAUGAGAAUUAUCUUAACUAAAUCUAAUGUGAGAAAAAGUUAAAUGGACGUUUUUGUUUUUGUCUGCAUAAUGUCCUAAUCGCUUUUACAUAAUGAAUACAACCCUCAAUGUAUGUUGACUCACAAAGCAUUUCAAUUUUCAGUGUGUGUUUGUGUUUACGAUACAUCCUUAACUGUUAU